Molecule: messenger RNA, 799 nt
Organism: Tribolium castaneum (red flour beetle)
Lineage: Eukaryota; Metazoa; Arthropoda; Insecta; Coleoptera; Tenebrionidae
Product: protein unc-13 homolog A
Exons: 6
Coding region: 206-670 (154 amino acids)
Biological process (GO): dense core granule priming; presynaptic dense core vesicle exocytosis; synaptic vesicle maturation
Cellular component (GO): synaptic vesicle membrane; terminal bouton; plasma membrane
Molecular function (GO): syntaxin-1 binding; diacylglycerol binding; calmodulin binding
Source: RefSeq, a predicted model, not a curated record
GUGACGUCACUCGGCGUCGUUGCGCACCGCGACGUCUUCAUGAUGGCGGCUUUGCCAGUUCCACGCAGACGAUUGGCAUGUGAUGUGCUGUGCUUCGACCGGUGUCGAAAUGAACCGUCGCGACGUCCAUCGAGCUCUAGCUCCUAGGGGGCUGCCAACCCCACGACUGAGUGUCUGAACAAGGAUACUCAACACAAGUCACCACAUGAUGUCGCUACUGAGUGUCACAGUGAAAAAAGCUCGUUACGUUGGAGCACAAGCGUCUCAAUUCAACACUUACGUCACCCUCAAAUUACAAAACGUAAAAUCGACCACAGUGACCGUCAAAGGAGCGACACCAUGCUGGGAACAGGACUUUCUCUUCGAAACAAACGAUUUGAACACUGGACUAUUAAUCGAGGUUUGGAGCAAAGGGAUGAUUUGGGACAGGGCCAUGGGCUACCAUUGGAUACCCCUACAAACAGUGCAGUAUUCAAACGAGAUCCGGAAAAUAUCGAAGCUGGAGACUUGCAAAGGAAGCUCGAAAUGCUCAACAAUAUCAUGGAUCAGGAAGCGAGGAUGGAGCAGGCGAGGAGACAGAUGCAAUAUUUCGGACAAUCGAACAGUAAUCACUUUGACAAUGAAAUUUCAGCGGGGUAUUCGGAAGAUAGCGACUACACCUCUGACCUGAACUACCCCGUGGGUCAGCACGCCAACUCUUCGGCCUCCCAGUUCAGGUCGGCCGCCCAUCAAAUCAACACCCCCCAGCGGUCGCUGGAAACCUCCCGUGAGAACUCCUACGAGCGAGACGAUGGUCCCG